Messenger RNA from Piliocolobus tephrosceles (Ugandan red Colobus), 2543 nucleotides. It is a transcript of the gene LEKR1, whose product is annotated as leucine, glutamate and lysine rich 1. Lineage: Eukaryota; Metazoa; Chordata; Mammalia; Primates; Cercopithecidae. The transcript has 13 exons. The record is from RefSeq and is a predicted model, not a curated record. The coding region runs from base 109 to 2190 and encodes 693 amino acids.
CGGGCGGCGCGGUCGCCCGGGAGACCGGGAAAGCUGUUUCACACCCGUCGUAGUCCAAGUCGAGAUUUCUUUUUGCUUCGAAGCUCUCUUACCAUAUUUUGGGAAGUUAUGGAUCAUCACAUUCCCGUGCAUGCUUUGCCUGAAGAAAUCCAAAAGAUGUUGCCUGAAGAAAAAGUUUGUAAGUACUGUGGAGUCAGCUAUCUAAUUCUUCAUGAAUUUAAAGCUAUGGAAGAAAAAGUGAAAGCAAUGGAAAAAGAGAUGAAAUUUUAUCAAGGAAGUGUAGAUCGUGAAAAGAGACUUCAAGAAAAACUGCAUUCUCUUAGCCAAGAACUUGAACAGUACAAAAUUGACAGCAAAUCCAAAACAGAAAGAAUUUACAAUGUAGGCAUGCAGUUAAAAAGUCAACAAAAUGAAUUUCAGAAAGUAGAGAAACAACUGAGUCAUUUGCAAGAUGAGUUAAAAAUUAAAUAUAGACAAUCAUACAUCUUCAGUCAAAGAUUGUCAGAGUACAAACAUUUCUGGAAUAAGACUCUUUCAUUACUUACUUUUACUAAAAGGGAGCUCACCAGUAUUAAAAAUGAAGUGUAUGAUAAUUACCAAAACUGGACUUCAUUGAAAGGAGAAAUUUUUCUACAAAUUAAAUCUAUAAGUGAAACAGCCUUGACAGAAAUAGACAUACUGAAUAAAAGUUUGACAGUGUCCCAGAGAAAUAAAGUAUGCCUUGAAAAGGAAAUGAAAAAUCUGAAAUUGUUGUCAGAUGCAGCCAUAUUGAGAUCUCAGCAGAUUCAGACAUCUAGACAACAGGAAGUAAACUUGCAAACCAGAUGCUAUGAUUUGGAAAAAGAAGUACUAGAUUUGCAAUGUCUAGUAGAGGCACUUGGAGUAAAACUUCAGAAGGCAGUGACAGAGAUGGACAACUAUAAAGAAAUGCUUAUGAAUAAAUCUAAUGAAGCUGAUGACUGUCAAAGAGAACUUAGAAAACUGAAGUUUGAAUCCGUUAUUUCUGAGUCACAGCAUACUAUGCUGCUUAAGGAAAAAGAAGAUUCUUUAAUGACUUAUCAACAAAUAUAUAAAGCAUUACAGGAAGAGCUGACUGCAAAAGAAAAGCAAGAAGAAGACAUAAAGAGAAGAAUUAACCUUGCAGAAAAUGAACUGGAGAUAACCAAAACUCUUUUGAAUCAAACAAGGGAAGAGGUUUUAACACUGAAAAAUGAAAGGGAAUUGAUGCUGAUUUCACAUCAGAAAAGCAUCGAGCAGCUGCAAGAAACCCUUAGACAGAAGCUGCUGAGUGAUGAUAACUGGAAGGAGAAGAUUGAAGCAGAACUUGCCAAGGAAAGGGCCCAACACUUGGUUGAAUUUGAAGAGCAAGCUCUUCUCUUUAAGGAAGAAACAAAACUGCAACUUGAUAUUGAAAAAGAAAAGCACCAAGAUAUAAUCCAAAAGUAUAAGAAAGAACAAGAGGAACUACAAAUGAAGAUAUCUGACUUAAUCACAGGCGCUACAAGAGAUCUAAGACAGGAAGUGACCACUCUUAGAGAAAAACUUCAUGAAUCCCAUAUUUGGUACACUGAAGAAUCUGAGUCAAAGGAAAAAGAAAUUGAAAAUCUUAAAAAUUUGGUUGCAGAAUUUGAAUCUCGCUUGAAGAAGGAAAUUAACAGUAAUGAUUCAGUUUCAGAAGACUUGAGGAAGGAAAUGAAACAGAAGUCAGAUGAACUGAAAAGAGUAAUGCUGGCUCAAACACAACUGAUAGAGCAAUUUAACAAGUCCCAGGAAGAGAAUACUUUUCUUCAGGAGACAGUGCGUAGAGAAUGUGAAGAACGCUUUGAACUGACAGAAGCUUUGAGUCAAGCCAGAGAACAGCUCCUGGAACUCAGGAAGCUUCGUGGAAGUUUACCAUUCUCACCGUGUUCCCUGAGCAAGGGCAGCCUAACCUCCCCUGCUGCAGCGGUCAGUAAUCAUGGAGAGAGAAGCCUUGCAAGACUGAACUCUGAAAAAGGAGUCCAAAUUCCCAGCCUGCACGGAGUGUCAAAACCCACCACUUUCCCAACCUCAGAUAAGCCCAAGAGGGUUAGCAGCUCAGGCUUGCCCAUUCUCCCCCAGCCACAUCCUCCCAGGGGUGGAGCAUCUUCAGCAAAUGAGACUAGACAGAGACUGGCUGCCAUUCUUAGGAGGAGGCGGAGUCACCAAUGAUCCAAAGUGAGGAGCAGCUAGCUCCCCACAGCGUGCACGCUCUUUCAGAGAGUGCCAGGAACUCACUGUAACUGAGAAUGACAAAUUUCACAGAUCAGGAAGGCAUACCUACAGAUAUAUUUAACAAAAGACUGUAAAAAGCUGGAAAAUUGUGAAGCCAUAUUUUUCAAGAGGGUUUUGAUAGAAUAACAGAUAAUUAAGUUGUUGGUAUUCCAGAGGUCCAAUUUCUAUAUUUAUGUUGAAAUGUGCUCUAUGAAUAUAGCCUUUCAGAGAUCACAGGUAAAAUUUUUCACCCAUAACAUCUUUUCCAUUUCUUGCACCACUACAAGCAGAUAUAUUUCCACAAAAAAAAA